Funneliformis geosporum is the source of this 711-nucleotide messenger RNA. Lineage: Eukaryota; Fungi; Glomeromycota; Glomeromycetes; Glomerales; Glomeraceae. The record is from the annotation of a GenBank genome assembly.
AUGUCAAAUACUCAAACAUAUCCAAAACAAUAUCCCUUUUUGACAAGACAGGAGUUUGAAGUUGCAGCUAAAUCUUUUUUAGAACAAUCAAAAAAUGUUGUUGGCGAAGGUUGGAUUUGGAUUGAACAUGAGAAAUUGAAAGGAUUUGGAUAUUUAUCCCGAAAGAUGAUUAUUCAAAAAGUGAAUGAUUCUUCAAAUGAAUUCAAAAAUGAAGAUAUUACACCUUUAACGACAGAUGAUGAACAAUUCGAUCAAAUUGAAGAAGUAGAAGAUCCUGGAGUUCUAAAUACAAGUCUUGAAACUGCUGUUGAAUAUCUUAUUGUAGAUUAUCAUAUAAUAUAUUCAACAUCUUAUAAAGUUCCCGUACUUUAUUUCAAUGCAUAUCAUAAUGACGGAACACCAUUAACAAAUGACGAAAUAUAUUCUUGUUUGAUUCAACCUUCGAGAUUAGAAGAUAUUAAAAUCGCAGGAUUUCAUGGGGGAAUAUCACAGCAGGAUCAUCCUACGCUUUUAAUUCCAUUCUAUUAUCUUCAUCCAUGUGAAACUGCUACUUUAAUGAAAUCAAUUGUUGAUAUACCAAGAUCUACCAAAUCAAAUUCGGAUUAUAAUAUAUUACAAAAUAAAAUUUCUAUAGAAGGAUAUGUUAGAAGUUGGUUAAGUUUAGUUGGUAAUGUUGUUGGAUUAAAGAUUGAAAUUGAUUAUUUUUUAUAA